Molecule: messenger RNA, 1962 nt
Organism: Candida tropicalis MYA-3404
Lineage: Eukaryota; Fungi; Ascomycota; Pichiomycetes; Serinales; Debaryomycetaceae
Exons: 1
Coding region: 1-1962 (653 amino acids)
Source: RefSeq, a predicted model, not a curated record
AUGUCUGCUUCAAAUUCGAAUCCAUUAUUAGUGGAUCCAUCAAUAGUGACGAUUUCAGACAAGGAUUCCACCACACCAAUAAACAAUCAAUCAUCAUCCAAUUCCCAACCCACAACAACAAGAACAUCCUCAAUUCACAGUUUAGAUCCAAGCAAUGCUUUGUCAAAACUAUUAGAUUCGGCAAUUGCACAUGCAGCAAGAGAGUCGACACCUGACUUUAUAAGAGAUAGUAAAUCUGAAGAAGCAAUUGAGGAAGAAUCUGAGAUUAGUGAUGAACAAUUUAUAAAUUCCAUACCAUUGAUAAAACAAGGAAGGGAAAAUAUAUACUCUAUUGGGUAUCUAUUAAGUUUACGUACUGAGGUUGAAGCUGUUGAUUUGAACCAUGAAUUGCCUGAAAAAUCAUUUUGGAGAUUGUCCAAGAAUAGAUCAGCGCAUGAAAAUGUACAAUCUUCUUCUUCUUCAUCUUACAGGAAGAAAGGAAGACGAGGUGGUGGUGGUGGUUCGUCAGGAAAUGGAACUAACUAUAACGAAACAUGGGAAAGAAAAAAUAGUGCCUCGUCAGGUAGCAAUCGUAACCAUCAUUCCUUGGGUUUCAACAAAUCACAUGAAUUGGAUCAAUUAUCCAAAGAUAAAAUUUCACAAUUAUUAGGAGAACAAGAAAAUGAAUUGGACACACCUGAAUGGGAUGAUAUUGGUCUCACAGGUGGUGAUAAUGGUAUGAAUAUGGGUCAAACCGUUGAAGAUUUUGAGAAAUGGAAAUAUCAAAUGAAAUUAGAAGAACGUAAAAAGAAUGGUGAAUCAAUUGAUGAAGAAUUAGAAUUAAGAAACAACACCAAUGCUGCUGCGGUCAAUGCUGGCAACGAAGUGGAUAAUUUCUUUUCAUUUGUGAAACAAGAUGAACCACAAGACAACAAGGCAAUUGAAAACGAAGAAGUUGAAACCCCAACAAAUGAGGAUAAACCACAUAGAUCUUCAAGAUUUUCAUCAUUUUUCCAUCAACCAAAGGCACCAGCUAGUCCAGCUGAAAAUCCAGUUAACCCUCAACAAACUAGUGCUCAAUCUACUCCAUCUGGCCCACCUCCAGGGUUUUCCAAGUUCUUUGGUGGUCAACCACCUCAACAAGCUCCAACUCCUCCUCAGCAACAUCAGCAAUCACAACCACCACAGAUUCAUCCACAGCAACCUCCGCAUGUAUUGGAAAGACACGGUUCUUCGGUCUCCUCUCAAGGUUCAAUUCCAGCAGGACCACCUGCUGCUUCAUCUAAUGAUAAUUUCUUUAUGGCCUUGCUUCAUAAGAAGGAAUCAGAGCAACAAUCUCCUAUUUCCACGAAGUCAACACCUAAUUCUAAUAAAGAAUUAACUCCAGGUGGUAGAAAAAUCACCCCCGAAGAAUUACAACAACUUCAAAGACAACAGCAGCAACAAGGACCACCACCUCCACAUAUGCAACAAAUGCCUCCACAAUUCCCACCACAAGGAAUUCCACCAAAUCAAAUACCACCAUGGUUGCGUGGAGGACCACCUCCACCAGGAGCUUUACCACCUCAUUUACAAGGUAAAGGUUUCCCUCAGCCACCACCGGGUUUUGUACCUCCACAACAAGGACAACAACCACCUGUGAAUCCACAACAACGUCAAGGUCAACCUCAACAAGGUCAGCAACAGGGCCAACAACAGCAACAAACAAAUCAAAGAGGUCCACCGCCACCUGGAAUGUUCCCACCGGGAUAUAUGCCAGGACCACCAGGUAGCUCUAAUUUUAUGCCUCCUCCAAUGCCACAACAAUUUAUGAAUAAUCCAAAUGCAAGAUUUAUUCCUCCACAGUAUAUGGGUAUGCCAUUACCUCCACAUAUGGCUAAUAAUCAAGGUCAACAACAACAACAACAACAACAGUCACCACAGCAACAACGACAGGGCCAACCUCAGAAUCAACAACAAACUGAACAAGCUUCUCGUCGAUAA